CGCUGCGCUGAAGUCUGCCUGGCGCUGCUGAGCCGGCACCUGCCCGGCCCGCGCUGCUCGCCAUCACUUCGCAGGCUCCUGUAUGCGGACAGCCCUGCAGCCCCCUCCUGCUCCUAACUUGCCCGCCCUGCUGCCGGCCACCCCUGCCUCUUCCAGGCCCUGACCCUCCAGGCUGGCUUUUGUCCAAGCGGCAUCUCCGGUUUUGCAGAGGGGAUGGGCUCUUCCCACUCCAUGUCGGAGGAGAUCCAGGAGCUGGCGGACAAGACCGGCUUCACUUCAGAUCAAAUCGAGCACCUCCACCGAAGAUUCAAACAGCUAAGUGGGGAUCAGCCGACCAUCCGCAAAGAGAACUUCGAUCGCAUUCCUGAUUUGGAGUUCAACCCACUUCGGGCCAAAAUCGUCCAGGCCUUUUUUGACAAGAGGAACCUUCGAGAGGCAUCCGAAGGACUGGCUGAUGAAAUCAAUUUUGAGGACUUCUUGACAAUCAUGUCCAAUUUCAGACCCAUUGAGAUGAAUAUGGAUGAAGAGCAGCUGGAUCGCUGCCGCAAACAGAAGCUGAAAUUCCUCUUUCACAUGUACGACGCGGACAGUGACGGGAAGAUCACCCUGCAGGAAUACCGAAAGGUGGUGCAGGAGCUGCUCUCAGGGAACCCCCACCUGGAUAAAGAGUCGGUGAGAUCCAUAGCUGAUGGGGCCAUGAUGGAGGCUGCCAGCAUCUGUGUGGGGCAAAUGGAGCCAGACCAGGUAUACGAGGGAAUCACAUUUGAAGACUUUCUAAAGAUCUGGGAGGGAAUUGACAUCGAGACCAAGAUGCACGUCCGCUUCCUCACCAUGGAACCGAUUCCAAUUUGCCACUAACCAAAGAGAAGUUGUGAUGUAGGUGCCGGUGCCUUUGGAGCGACCUGGGACAAAAUGUCUGGGGGUCGAUACGGGUAGAUGGGAGAUUGGCCUCUCCCAGCGCUGCUGAGAUACAGAAAAGUUGCUUGACACAAAAGUUUGUGCUGUUGGUUAUGGGGGGGUGUAAUUUUAUUAGGCUGAUACUAGCCUAGCUUUGCAGAUAUUCCCCUUUCCACCUCCUGAUGUGUCCACAUUUAAGAUGUAUCAGCAGCGCAUAAAAUAAAGUAGGAUCGUUUUUAG
This is a messenger RNA of Eublepharis macularius, 1137 nucleotides long. RefSeq names its product tescalcin (gene TESC). Gene Ontology annotation, molecular function: calcium ion binding. The record is from RefSeq and is a predicted model, not a curated record. The coding region runs from base 214 to 858 and encodes 214 amino acids. Lineage: Eukaryota; Metazoa; Chordata; Lepidosauria; Squamata; Eublepharidae. The transcript has 8 exons.